Molecule: messenger RNA, 1355 nt
Organism: Erythranthe guttata (spotted monkey flower)
Lineage: Eukaryota; Viridiplantae; Streptophyta; Magnoliopsida; Lamiales; Phrymaceae
Source: RefSeq, a predicted model, not a curated record
AUAUCCAGAACCACAUCAGGUAAUUCACGAACAAAGUUUGGUUUUUUCUUUGACAAAGCCGUUAUUUCGUGGGCUGCUUUAUUACCAUUUCGCCGAACGUGUUGAGCUCUAAAUUUCGCGCCACACCACUUCCAUGGCAACACCCAGAGACAAGUACAAGAAACCCAAAUUGGAACAUCAAUCCGAACAAAUUGACGAUAAUGAGGCCCAAUCUGUAGAAACGGACGACAGAAUUUCACUCGAAUCAUCGUCCGACGAAGAAAUGACCACAGUUUCACAGCAUUAUUUUGGCAGCAUUGAAGAUGAUGGUUUCUCAAUCAGAAUCAUCGAGAAUAUGAAAGAAGAAUACGGACUAUUCGUAUGGCCGUCGAGCAUAAUUCUGGCAGAGUACAUUUGGCAACAAAAAUCACGGUUUUCUGGUUCUAAUGUUGUCGAGUUAGGUGCUGGAACUUCGUUGCCUGGAUUGGUUGCUGCCAAAGUCGGUGCUCACGUAACUCUGACCGACGAUUCAAAUAGAUCAGAGGUGCUCGAUAGUAUGAGAAAACUGUGCAAUAUAAACGAUCUCAAUUGCAGGGUUUUGGGACUUACAUGGGGAGUAUGGGACCCACCAGUAUUUAGUUUGUACCCGAACAUCAUUCUUGGAGCCGAUGUUUUCUACGAUACAGCGGCCUUUGACGAUCUUUUUGCAACGGUAACGUAUUUGCUACAAAGAUGUCCAGAUUCCGUUUUCAUCACCACCUAUCAUAACCGAAGUGGGCAUCACCUGAUCGAGUUCUUAAUGGAGAAAUGGUGCUUGAAGUGCACGAAGCUUGUUGAUGGGUUUUCAUUAUUGCCAUCUCACAAGGCAUCAAAUUUGAGUGGCAAUAUUCAGUUGGCAGAGAUUGUUUUCGACACUUCAAAAUGAAAAUAAAAAUGGUGAAGCAAGUGUGAUAUGCGACAAGUAUGAAGCAGCCACAUUCGGUAAGUAACAAUAGUUCGGUUUUUCUUGGCAACCGUUUUUUUUCUCCCGAGGCCAUUGCACAAAGUUUGCAUAGUGCAAUUCACCGCUUGUAUGUUUUGCGAACUAUUACAUGGAAAAAAAACGAGUUGCUUAAUCAGAUUAAAAUCGGAUGGCUGGCUAAUUAAAUGGCUAAAAUCGGAUGCCGCUUAUGAACAAAUACAUGGAUAUUUUUAAUGGAAAUUGGAUUUUAUAUUUGCCUCUAUUAGAGUUCGCAUAUGAUCAACAGUUUCAAUAUUCCGGUUUUUUUUUUUCUUUUUAAUUUCUGGAAUUCCUAAUAGUUUUUGGACUGAAAUUGGAAAUGUAUGUAAUUUCCGAUCCGAUUUUAAUUUUCGGAACAAUCCGAAUUUCUGAUUUA